Messenger RNA from Vigna angularis (adzuki bean), 699 nucleotides. RefSeq lists its product as uncharacterized. NCBI's taxonomy places the organism in Eukaryota, Viridiplantae, Streptophyta, Magnoliopsida, Fabales, Fabaceae. The transcript has a single exon. The record is from RefSeq and is a predicted model, not a curated record. Bases 1 to 699 code for a protein of 232 amino acids.
AUGGAUCAAAACCAAAGCAAGUAUCAGGUUUUGAGGGAAUAUUUCAACAAUAGACCGUUUUUGAAAAGAACUUUGCAGUUUGUUCUCUCAGUUUCUGUGUUUUCUGUUUUUGUUUGGUACUCUUCUGGCUUUUCCAUACACCCUCAGUCCUUCAAUGCCUACUUCUCCACGUGCCUUUUCUCCAUGUUCACUCACACCCUUGAGAGAAAAUACGUGUUCCUCAUUUGUAACGGAAUCCUUGCAUUUGUAGCCAAGAUGUCACUCAUGAACUCUUCAGAUUCGGACUUUGACCAACCUUCCGAUCUGUCAGAGACUAAAACAACAACAGUUUCUGACAUGGUAGUUGCUCCUCUGGUCGAAAGUUUUGCGUCCCCAGAGAAUGUUUGUCUGGUGGUUGAAGAACAACAUGGGCAAGAGGAAUACACUGAAGAAGUUUCAGAAGACGAAGACCAAGAACAAGACACCAAAACCGAAGGAAGAGAAAGUGAAGGUUACAUUACUGAAGAGGAGAUCAAAGAAGGAGAAUCAGAUAGCGAGGUUGAGAUGGCACUAGAUGAUGAACUUGCAGAAACAACUACUACAACAAACAAUGAAGAGUUAUUAAAUACAGAUGAACUGAACAGAAAGUUUGAAGAGUUCAUAAGGAAAAUGAAAGAAGAGAUAAGAAUUGAAGCUCAAAGACAGCUUAUUGCAGUUUAA